Molecule: messenger RNA, 2154 nt
Organism: Chlorocebus sabaeus (green monkey)
Lineage: Eukaryota; Metazoa; Chordata; Mammalia; Primates; Cercopithecidae
Gene: ST8SIA4
Product: ST8 alpha-N-acetyl-neuraminide alpha-2,8-sialyltransferase 4
Biological process (GO): oligosaccharide metabolic process; N-glycan processing
Molecular function (GO): alpha-N-acetylneuraminate alpha-2,8-sialyltransferase activity
Source: RefSeq, a predicted model, not a curated record
CUUAGCCUGGUGAUUGGCUUUGCGCAGCGUUUAUCUCCUAGCAAGAGGGAAGGGCCAGUGACGCCCCCGAACCCAGCUGCAGAAGCUGCCGCCACCUCCAACGCACAAGGUGUCUCAUCUGAAAAGAAACCUGAGCCCCAGGGAGGAGGCGCUGAGCGACCCUGGCAGAGCUGGCGCGGACGGGGCGAGAGGUCGCUGGGCAGCGCUCGAGGACAAGAGGGAGCUGGGUCACAGAAGACCCCAGCGAUCUGAUCCUGGGAUCCCGGCUCCAAGCUCUCCUAGCAUUUUACAGAUUUCAGCCCCGCGACUAUCUCCCCAAAACGGAGUCUUUAUAUCAAGAGAAGGUGCCGGAGCUGGGGCAACCAGGACUUUCCCGGGCACCCAAGAUGCGCUCCAUUAGGAAGAGGUGGACGAUCUGCACAAUAAGUCUGCUCCUGAUCUUUUAUAAGACAAAAGAAAUAGCAAGAACUGAGGAGCACCAGGAGACGCAACUAAUCGGAGAUGGUGAAUUGUCUUUGAGUCGGUCACUUGUCAAUAGCUCUGAUAAAAUCAUUCGAAAGGCUGGCUCUUCAAUCUUCCAGCACAAUGUAGAAGGUUGGAAAAUCAAUUUCUCUUUGGUCCUAGAGAUAAGGAAGAACAUACUUCGUUUCUUAGAUGCAGAACGAGAUGUCUCAGUGGUCAAGAGCAGUUUUAAGCCUGGUGAUGUCAUACACUAUGUGCUUGAUAGGCGCCGGACACUAAAUAUUUCUCAUGAUCUGCACAGCCUCCUACCUGAAGUUUCACCAAUGAAGAAUCGCAGGUUUAAGACCUGUGCUGUUGUUGGAAAUUCUGGCAUUUUGCUAGACAGUGAAUGUGGAAAGGAGAUUGACAGUCACAAUUUUGUAAUAAGGUGUAAUCUAGCUCCUGUGGUGGAGUUUGCUGCAGAUGUGGGAACUAAAUCAGAUUUUAUUACCAUGAAUCCAUCAGUUGUACAAAGAGCAUUUGGAGGCUUUCGGAAUGAGAGUGACAGAGAAAAAUUUGUGCAUAGACUUUCCAUGCUGAAUGACAGUGUCCUUUGGAUUCCUGCUUUCAUGGUCAAAGGAGGAGAGAAGCACGUGGAGUGGGUUAAUGCAUUAAUCCUUAAGAAUAAACUGAAAGUGCGAACUGCCUAUCCAUCACUGAGACUUAUUCAUGCUGUCAGAGGUUACUGGCUGACCAACAAAGUUCCUAUCAAAAGACCCAGCACAGGUCUCCUCAUGUAUACACUUGCCACAAGAUUCUGUGAUGAAAUUCACCUGUAUGGAUUCUGGCCAUUCCCUAAGGAUUUAAAUGGAAAAGCGGUCAAAUAUCAUUAUUAUGAUGACUUAAAAUAUAGGUACUUUUCCAAUGCAAGCCCUCACAGAAUGCCAUUGGAAUUCAAAACAUUAAAUGUGCUACAUAAUAGAGGAGCUCUAAAACUGACAACAGGAAAGUGUGUAAAGCAAUAAAGCACAUUUUGAAACAAACAAUAUGCACUUCUUUUCUGAAGAUGCUUCCGGAGAUUUGAAAAUAGGAUCCAAAACACGGCUGGGUUUCAGCAUCCACCAAUUAACUGAAAGGUGAAUAAAGGACGUUCAUGAGAAAUCGACUACCAGCUGAUGAAAUACCUGCAAAGUGCUCUAAAAAUUAAAUAUUUUGACUUCAAGGGUCCUAGUAAGUGCCACUUCCACUAAGAAUACAGUUUGAAUGUAUAAUCAGUAGUGUUUACAAGAUCCAACAGUGCACUCAUCAUUAGUUAACAAAGCAAAUAUGUUUAUCACUGUCAGGCUGCCCACAGCAAUGCCAAGCACAUUAGAAGAGGAACCCCAGGAACAUAACUCAGACCUUGGGAAAUUAAACCAUCUUUGUCAGCAGAAACCAAGAUGGAAGCAGUUUGAGCAAUGAAAUCCAUAAGAUUAAACAACUCAAGUAAAUGCCUUCAGUCAGGACACUGAGUCUGAUCAUGAAUUUUAUGUUUUAAUUUAUGUUUUUGUUUGUCUUCUGGAAUCUCUUCUGUUUUGGGUAUUAGGGUGCUUAGAAAUCCUUUCUGAGACACAUAUGAAUGAGGAAAGAAACUUUAAGUAAUUAUUUUUAAAGUUCUUAUACUUUUUAAAAGCUAUCACACAAACUUUUUUUGUUUGUUUUUGUUUUUGUUUU